AUGCAUUUCGUUUCGUACGCUUUGUGGGCUGUCGCUGGCCUUUGUGCCUACCAAGGUGCUGUCGCCACAGCCGCAGGUGUUCUUGAAGCCAGUUUGAUCUUUCCGCGUAAUAACACGACAUACGAGCCCUCGGAGAAGUUCCCCAUUGUCUUUGCCGUCCAGAACUCACAACUGCUCGAGCAUCUCCAACUUACGUUCAACAAGCGCAUCCUGAACACGACGAAUCAGCCCCAACGAACUGUGACUUAUAGCAACGGAUACAUCAACAAUUACACAGACGUUGAUGUCCUCUCACGCGGCGGUUCCACGAUUGAAUGGUGGGAUGUAACCGCUGCGCAGAGCGACCCCUACCUCUACUGGUACCAUCUCGACAUCCGGGGCGAAGGCCCUCUUAAGAUGGGGUGGUGGCUGGAUUGGCAAUCGUGCAACGAGACCGAGGACCGGAUGGGCCAGGAUUCCUAUACUACCCUUGGGUUCCAUACUUUUCCAGACGAUCCCGAUAGCGUCUUUAGCGUGAGAUUUGAGAUUAAAAAGGGCGGCCAAAAGGUCGAUCUUAUCUCUGGGACAGAGAGCAACAGCGACGACGACUGCCUAGUCGAUGGAGUGGCGAUCGACGUAUCCGACGAGGUGGCCAAUGCUACCUACUACGUAGGAGGCGUGGCGUCCGUAAGGACGUGCGCUGUGCUUGCUACCUCCACACCUACACCAACCGCCAACCCCUGCAAGGUCAAGAUCGAUAAGGCUACCGUGGAGAGUAUGGACGCCCACGACCUGGAGGAAGCUUGCAGAGGUCCAUGGCCCCCCGCCGAGUGCCCGGAGGAUGAGGACUAUGCGGUACACAUCCUGGCCGCGGGAGGUCUUGCCACUCUCCUCACCGCUGCCCUCGGCGCCACCCUGUUUCUCCUCUGA
Molecule: messenger RNA, 909 nt
Organism: Emericellopsis cladophorae
Lineage: Eukaryota; Fungi; Ascomycota; Sordariomycetes; Hypocreales; Bionectriaceae
Exons: 1
Coding region: 1-909 (302 amino acids)
Source: RefSeq, a predicted model, not a curated record